Cebus imitator (Panamanian white-faced capuchin) is the source of this 1305-nucleotide messenger RNA. RefSeq names its product olfactory receptor 10G3. Gene Ontology annotation, cellular component: membrane. The coding region runs from base 11 to 952 and encodes 313 amino acids. The transcript has a single exon. Lineage: Eukaryota; Metazoa; Chordata; Mammalia; Primates; Cebidae. Gene Ontology annotation, biological process: G protein-coupled receptor signaling pathway. Gene Ontology annotation, molecular function: olfactory receptor activity; G protein-coupled receptor activity. The record is from RefSeq and is a predicted model, not a curated record.
UGUCUGGGAGAUGGAAAGGGUCAACAACACACUGUUGACUGCAUUUAUCCUGACAGGAAUUCCUUAUCCACUCAGGCUAAGGACAUUCUUUUUUGUGUUCUUUUUGCUAAUCUACAUCCUGACUCAGCUGGGAAACAUGCUUAUUUUAAUCACUAUCUGGGCAGACCCGAGGCUCCAUGCCCGCCCCAUGUACAUCUUUCUUGGUGUUCUCUCGGUCAUUGACAUGGGCAUCUCCUCUGUCACUGUCCCUCGCCUCAUAAUGAACUUCACUUUAGGCAUCAAACCCAUCCCAUUUGGUGGCUGUGUUGCUCAACUCUAUUUCUAUCACUUCCUGGGCGGCACUCAGUGCUUCCUCUAUACCCUGAUGGCCUAUGACAGGUACCUGGCAAUAUGUCAGCCUCUGCACUACCCUGUGCUCAUGACUGCUAAGCUGAGUGCCUUGCUUGCAGCCGGAGCCUGGGUGGCAGGAUCCAUCCAUGGGGCUCUCCAGGUCAUCCUAAACUUCCACCUGCCCUACUGUGGGCCCAAUCACGUGGAUUACUUCUUCUGUGACAUUCCUGCAGUGUUGAGACUGGCCUGUGCUGACACGACAGUCAAUGAGCUGGUGACAUUUGUGGACAUUGGGGUGGUAGUUGCCAGUUGCUUCUCCCUGAUCCUCCUCUCCUACAUACAAAUCAUUCAGGCCAUCUUGAGAAUCCACACAGCUGAAGGGCGGCGCCGGGCUUUUUCAACCUGUGGAGCCCAUGUAACCGUGGUCACUGCGUACUAUGUACCCUGUGCUUUCAUUUACCCGAGGCCUGAAACCAACAGCCCCCUGGAUGGGGCAGCUGCCCUAUUCCCCACAGCCAUCACUCCUUUCCUCAACCCCCUCAUCUACACUCUACGGAACCAAGAGGUGAAGCUGGCCCUGAAAAGAAUGCUCAGAGGCCCAAGAACUAAGAGUGAGGUUUGAAAGUGUCUUUCUCCCACUAGGAAAGCUGCCACAUUUAGAAUUUAUUAUAAUGUUUAGACUUCGGUGACAUUUUUUUCUUCUUGCUUUUUCUCUUUUAUAGAGCCAUAUCAUAUCAAUGCAAAAUCAAACACAGUUUAAGGUAAAAUAUUAACUUUUUAACAGUGCCUUAGUAUCCUCUCAAGAUAGCUCAAAAUACGGCUAGAAGAGUAAAAAAUGUGACCAAAUUCUCACAAACUAACCCACAUUAAACAAUCCAGAAGAAAGACUGCAAUAAUGUGUUUUCAAAUGUCUCAGUAAUAAAUUUCCCCACACCAAAAUGUAAGUUCAAUAUGAUAUUUCCCACUGAAAGAAAA